AUGCAUUUCAUCACCAAGAUUCUUCAAGCGGGCGUCAUCCUGCACGUCGCCUUCCAGGGCGCGUCCAGUGCCAUCAUGCGCGGCCGAUCCGGCGAGAUCGACUCGAUCCAAGAGGCCCAGCUCUCGACCCGCGCGCUGACCGACCAACUGGAGGACCUCGACAACCAGUUGGGCGAGUUCUUGAGCAACUACAAGGGCGGCCAUCUCAAGCCCGACGGGGACACCACCAGCAUCUUGACCAUUGCGACCGCCGACAUCGAAAAGAGACAGAACCUCCAGAUCUCCCAGCAAGCCCUCCAGGAUCUCCUCAAGCUCAUUCAGUCGAUCGAGACGCAGAUCUCCGCCAUCAUCGCGUCCGGCGGCAGCUCGCCGAGUGGCGGCGCCGUCCAGACCCCGGCCGUCACGGGAGGGAAUCCGGCGCCCAUCGCUACCCCCGGCCCCGUUCCCUCCCCGGUGCAGUCGGCCAAUCCUCCCGUUUCCAACCUGUUCUCGGCCUCCAACCCCGUUGCACCCAACCCCGGGGCUACCAACCCGCCGGCAGCUUCCAACCCCGUGGCGUCUAACCCGUCGAACCCUGGAGCUACUAACAACCCUGGUGUAGGUCCUGUUGUCCCCGCCCCCUUUCUAACAAACUCAGGUGCAGGCGCAGGUGGUGCUGGAAACCCCAUGACCACCGCAUAUGGAACAGCUACUACGACCGGUACGCGAUGCAAGACGACCCUCACUCAGACGUUUACCGCUUACGUCUAUGAAGAUGGCAGUCCGGCAGGAGCCCCUGCCAAGGCACGUGACGUGCAUUCCCACCAUGACGACGCGGAGGACUCGGACCUUGAUGGUCCUGAGGAGGAUGUCGAAGUCGUCGAGGACGGCGCCGUGGAAGAUGUCCAAAGUGCGGCCGAGUCGUGGAGGACCUUGACACGCCGUGAGUCGCGAAGGGGCCCCGAACGCUCCAAUCUCCUCCUCAUCCGUGAGGAAGGGGGUCUUUUUGAGAACUUGAACUAG
This is a messenger RNA of Colletotrichum gloeosporioides, 1002 nucleotides long. RefSeq lists its product as uncharacterized. The record is from RefSeq and is a predicted model, not a curated record. Lineage: Eukaryota; Fungi; Ascomycota; Sordariomycetes; Glomerellales; Glomerellaceae. Bases 1 to 1002 code for a protein of 333 amino acids. The transcript has a single exon.